Messenger RNA from Betta splendens (Siamese fighting fish), 1114 nucleotides. RefSeq names its product oligodendrocyte transcription factor 4 (gene olig4). Gene Ontology annotation, molecular function: protein dimerization activity. Lineage: Eukaryota; Metazoa; Chordata; Actinopteri; Anabantiformes; Osphronemidae. The coding region runs from base 122 to 895 and encodes 257 amino acids. The record is from RefSeq and is a predicted model, not a curated record. The transcript has a single exon.
AUCAGACUAUCUGACUAACUUUAAGGCUCCAAGAAACAACUUUUUAAGGGAUCGAGAGUUCAACCUCUGCUCCAGCGUUCAGAGUUUCACUUUUGGGCCACUUUUUCCUGCUUCUGUCAAGAUGGAUUCUGAUGCUGGUUCCACCUGCAGCCGCUCUUCCUCCCCAGACUUGGUGGUGGAUGACCCCGCGGGGACCUUCUUCUCCAACAAGAUGUUCCAGACGUACUGCCAAAAGAACAGAGUGGACAGCGAGGCCGGACCGGGCCGAAUGGAGCACUGCAGCGGCGGUAAGAGCAAAACCCGAUCUGAGCUCAGCAAAGAGGAGGUGCAAGACCUGAGACUGAAAGUCAACAGUCGCGAGAGGAAGAGGAUGCACGACCUGAACCAGGCGAUGGACGGUCUGAGGGAGGUGAUGCCCUACGCCCAUGGCCCCUCCGUCCGCAAACUGUCAAAGAUCUCAACCUUGCUGCUGGCCCGCAACUACAUCCUGAUGCUGUCCAACUCUCUGGAGGAGAUGAAGAAGCUGGUGGUCGACGUGUACGGAAGCGGCGCUGCCGCGCAGAGCCGCGCGGCCGCCCAUCCCGCCAUCGCACCUGCAGCUCCGACCCCCCACCUGUCUCUGCAUCCUCUGUCCCAAAGUCUCCACUCUCUGGUGGGCAGCGCGCCCUCCGCUCUUCAGCAUCACGCACCCCCCGCGUCUUCCGCCCCGGCUUCACACUCGCCUCCAUCUACGAGCUUCUUGGGAUUCCACGCUCCGGUGCAGGGCCUUCUGAAGGAGCCCCUCCACCUGAGCAGCUCCUACAGGCACUUUCCCGGCAUGCCCUGUCCCUGCUCCCUCUGCCAGCCGUUGCCCACCACUACCUCUACACUGCACAGCCUGUCUAUGAACAAGUGAGCGGGACUGUUCCAAUCACUGCAGCAAAAAACAGCACAAGACAAUUUUUAAAGGAACUGAUGAAGUGAUGGCCGGGGCCACAACUUGUACAUAAUGUAAAUACCUUUGCCAUCUGCUGCUAUUUUGUAUGAACUCUCCUUUCUGCAUUGUUUAUGCAAAAGUUCUAAAUGCACAUAGGAUUUUAUCAGCGUAGCAAAGAUUGUAAUUUAUCUGAUAUUU